AUGUCCGUCGUCCAAAUCGACACGAGCGACCUGUACGACCGCGGAAAGCCGCGCGAGGGCGGGCUGAGCGACCCGCGCCUGGGGACGAUCGACCGGAGCGUCAAGUGUCUGACGUGCCAGGGCGGCAUGGCGGAGUGCCCCGGGCACUUCGGGCAUCUGGAGCUGGUGCGGCCCAUGUUCCAUAUCGGCUUCAUCAAGGUCGUCCUCACGCUGCUGCGCUCCGUCUGCCACAACUGCUCGCGCAUCCUCGCGGACCCGAACGACUACCGGUACAAGAUGGCGCUGCGGGUGCGCAACCCCAAGCAGCGCCUGCGCCGCAUGUACGAGUGCUGCCGCACGCGCUCCGUCUGCGCCGCAGACACGCCCCCCGAAGGCGCCGAGGACGGCGCCGACCCUGCCAACCCGGACGGGGAGGACUUUGACGACCCUGAGCGCAAGGUUCGGCGCGGCGGGUGCGGGGCCACCCAGCCUAAGUACACGAUCGAUGGGAUGAAGAUCAUGGCUGAGUUCAAGGCGCCGAAGAGGGGGAGGAACGAGAUGGAGGAGGAGGAGCAGAUUGAACCGACCGAGAGGAAGCAGAGGAUGUGGCCCGACCGGGUGCUCAGCAUUCUGAAGCACAUAACAGACGAAGAUUGCGAGCUUUUGGGGCUGAACCCCAAAUACGGCCGCCCGGACUCGUUCAUCCUGCAGGUGCUGCCGGUGCCGCCGCCGCCCGUGCGGCCGUCCGUAAUGAUGAGCAGUUCGGCACGUAGCGAGGACGAUCUGACCUACCAGCUGGUGAUGAUCAUCCGGCAGAACGAGUACGUAAAAAAGCAGGAGGCGAACGGCAUGGCGGCGCACGUGAUAAACGACCAGCUGCAGAUACUGCAGUUCUACAUCGCCACCUACUUUGACAACGACCUGCCGGGGCAGCCCCGCGCCACACAGCGGUCAGGGCGGCCGAUCAAGUCGAUCUGUGCGAGGUUGAAGGCGAAGGAGGGGCGCAUUCGGGGGAAUUUGAUGGGGAAGCGGGUGGACUUCUCAGCGCGGACGGUGAUCACACUGGACCCGAAUAUCAACAUUGACGAGCUGGGCGUGCCGUGGAGCAUUGCUCUCAACCUCACGUACCCUGAGACUGUCACUCCCUACAACAUUGACAAGCUGCGGGAGCUGGUGGAGAAUGGACCGCACCCCCCGCCGGGCAAGACAGGCGCCAAGUACAUUAUUAGAGAGGACGGGCAGCGGCUGGACCUGCGAUACCUCAAGAAGACUAGCGACCGGCACUUGGAGCUGGGGUACAAGGUGGAGCGUCACUUGGUGGAGGGCGAUUUCGUGCUGUUCAACCGGCAGCCGUCGCUGCACAAGAUGUCGAUCAUGGGGCACCGCAUCCGCAUCUUCCCCUGGUCCACCUUCCGCCUCAACCUCUCCGUCACGUCGCCCUACAACGCUGAUUUCGACGGCGACGAAAUGAACAUGCACGUGUGCCAGAGCUUUGCCACGCGCGCCGAGACGUCGGAGCUCAUGCUCGUGCCCAAGUGCGUGGUGUCGCCUCAGAGUAACUGCCCUGUCAUGGGCAUCGUGCAGGACUCGCUGCUGGGGUGCCGCAAGAUCACCAAGAGGGACACGUUCAUUGAGAAGGACGUGUUCAUGAACAUCCUGAUGUGGUGGGAGGACUUUGACGGCAAGCUGCCCAUCCCCACCAUCUUGAAGCCGCGGCCGCUGUGGACGGGCAAGCAGGUGUUUUCGCUGUUCAUCCCGCGCGCCAUCAACCUCGUGCGCUUCUCCGCCUGGCACCCUGACGGCGAGGUGGGCGACAUGUCGCCGGGGGACACCGUGGUGCGCGUGGAGCAGGGCGAGGUGCUCGCGGGGAUCCUCUGCAAGAAGAGCAUGGGCAGCGCUGCGGGGGGGCUCGUGCACACCAUCUGGGAGGAGGUGGGGCCAGAUGCAGCGCGUAAAUUCCUAGGGCACACGCAGUGGCUGGUGAACUACUGGCUGCUGCAGCAGGGCUUCAGCAUCGGCAUCGGCGACACCAUCGCAGAUGCGAGCACGAUGGAGACGAUCAACGAGACGAUCGCCAAGGCCAAGGAGGAGGUCAAGGAGCUCAUCCGCAAGUGGCAGGACAAGGAGCUCGAGCAGCAGCCCGGACGCACUCUGAGAGAGUCCUUUGAGAACCGAGUCAACCAGGGCAGUCUGUCGGAGAUGAACAACGUGAAGGCGAUGGUGACGGCGGGCAGCAAGGGGUCGUUUAUCAACAUCUCGCAGAUGAUUGCCUGCGUGGGCCAGCAGAACGUGGAGGGCAAGCGCAUCCCCUACGGCUUCGUCGACCGCACUCUACCGCACUUCACCAAGGACGACUACGGCCCCGAGUCCCGCGGCUUCGUGGAAAACUCCUACCUGCGAGGACUCACCCCCCAGGAGUUCUUUUUCCACGCCAUGGGAGGUCGGGAGGGGCUGAUAGACACGGCAGUCAAGACGUCCGAAACGGGGUAUAUUCAGAGGCGGCUGGUGAAGGCUAUGGAAGAUCUGAUGGUGAAGUACGAUGGGACAGUGAGGAAUUCCCAGGGCGAUGUGAUUCAGUUUUUGUACGGCGAGGAUGGGAUGGACGCCGUGUGGAUCGAGAGCCAGAAGCUCGACUCCAUGAAGAUGGACAAGAAGAAGCUUCUCAGAACCUACGCAUACGAGGUGGACGAGCAGGGCGACGCGUGGGACCCGACCGACUACAUGCCGGCGGCGGCAGCGGAGGAGAUCCGAUCAAUUGAGGCGCUGCGCUUCGUGCUGCGGGCAGAGAUGCUGCAGCUGGAGAGGGACCGCCGCGUGCUGGGGCGCGACAUCGCCCCGUCAGGCGACGCCACGUGGCCCAUGCCCGUCAACCUGAAGCGCCUCGUGUGGAAUGCGCAGAAGAUGUUCCGCAUCGACACGCACAAGCCGUCGGAUCUGUCCCCGCUGGACGUGAUCGACGCCGUGGAUAAGCUGCAGCAGCGCCUCAUGGUGGUCGUGGGGGACGACCUGCUGUCGCGCGAGGCGCAGGAGAACGCGACGCUCUUCUUCAAGAUCCUCCUGCGCUCCACGCUCGCCAGCAAGCGCGUGCUGCAGGAGUUCCGGCUGUCCCGGGAGGCGUUUGACUGGGUGGUGGGCGAGGUGGAGUACCGCUUUCUGCAGUCGCAGGCUGUGGCGGGCGAGAUGGUCGGGUGUGUGGCGGCGCAGAGCAUCGGCGAGCCCGCCACGCAGAUGACUCUCAACACCUUCCACUUCGCCGGUGUCAGCGCCAAGAACGUGACGCUGGGCGUGCCGCGGCUGAGGGAGAUCAUCAACGUGGCGAAGAAGAACAAGACGCCCGCGCUCACCGUGUACCUCGGGCCGCACGUGGACCAGAACGAUCGGGAUGGCGCUAAAGAGGCGGCCAAGAACGUGCAGGUAAGGGCCGUGGGAGGUGUUUGCACCAACUUCUCAUCCCUCCCCCCCCUCUCCUCCCGUUCUCCCUGCUCUCCCCGUCGCCCGCCUCCUGUUCCUUCUCCCCCCGUUCCACCACAGGUGGAGCUGGAGUACACGACGCUGCGCAGCGUGACAGAGGCGACGGAGAUCUGGUACGACCCCGACCCCAUGACCACGGUGAUAGAGGAGGACCUGGAGACGGUGCAGUCCUACUUUGAGAUGCCGGACGAGGGGCUGGACCUGGACAAGAUGAGCCCGUGGCUGCUGCGCAUCGAGCUGAACCGCGAGAUGAUGGUGGACAAGAAGCUGACCAUGGAGGCCAUCGGCGACAAGAUCUCCAAGGAGUUUGACAAGGACCUCACCUGCAUCUUCUCCGAUGACAACGCGCCCAAGCUCAUUCUGCGCAUCCGCAUUCUCAACGAGGAGGCCGCCAAGGGCGGCGCGGGGGGCGGGGCGGAGGGGGAGGAGCUGAGUGCGGACGACGACGUGUUUCUGAAGCAAGUGGAGGGGAACAUUCUCACGGAGAUGUUGCUGCGCGGCAUCGAGGCGAUCAAGAAGUGGGUGCUGGACACGGAGGGCGUGAGCAUGCUGGAGGUGAUGGCGCACGAGGAGGUGGACCCCGCGCGCAUCCGCAGCAACUACCUCAUGGAGGUGUUUGAGGUGCUGGGCAUCGAGGCCGUGCGCAACACGCUGCUCAAGGAGCUGAGAGACGUGAUCUCCUUCGACGGCUCGUACGUCAACUACCGCCACCUGGCGAUUCUGUGCGACGUGAUGAGCUACCGCGGGCAUCUCAUGUCCAUCACGCGGCACGGCAUCAACCGCAACGACACGGGGCCCAUGAUGCGCUGCUCCUUCGAGGAGACCGUCGACAUUUUGCUCGAUGCCGCCAUUUAUUCCGAGGCGGACCGGCUCAAGGGCGUGUCUGAAAAUAUCAUGCUCGGGCAGCUGUGCCCGCUGGGAACGGGCAGCUUCGAUCUUUACAUGAACGAGGCGAUGCUGAAGCAUGCCAUUGAGCUGCAGCUGGAUGCUGCCGCCGGCAUGGGUGGCAUGGGCGGCAUGGGGGCAGCGGCGUUCGGCAUGACUCCGGCGCGCUCCCCCGGGCCUAAUGCCACACCGUAUCAUGAGAUGGCCAUGUCCCCGAGCUACCUCCUCAGUCCCAACUUCCGAGCCUCGCCCGCAGCUUCGGACGCGCAGUUCUCGCCGUACGUUGGAGGUUUGGCGUUCUCCCCUGGCCGAUCGCCCAACUACAGCCCCACCUCCCCCAGCUACAGCCCUCAGUCCCCUGGCUACAGCCCCACCUCUCCUGCUUAUUCCCCCACCAGCCCCUCCUAUACCCCUGACUCCCUCACCUACUCGCCCACCUCCCCCAACUACAGCCCCACCUCCCCCAGUUACUCCCCCACAUCUCCCAGCUACUGCCCCACGUCUCCUGCCUACUCCCCCACGUCCCCCAGCUACAGCCCCACCAGCCCCAGCUACAGCCCUGCUUCACCCGCCUACUCGCCUUCCAGCUACAGCCCCACCUCCCCCAGCUACAGCCCAACCAGCCCCGCCUACAGCCCCACCUCCCCCAGUUACUCCCCCACUUCCCCCAGUUACUCCCCCACUUCCCCCAGUUACUCCCCCACUUCCCCCAGUUACAGCCCAACUUCCCCAAGCUACAGCCCUACCUCCCCCGGCUACAGCCCCACCAGCCCCAGCUACAGCCCCACCUCCCCCAGUUACUCCCCCACGUCGCCAGGCUACAGCCCCACCUCCCCCAGCUACAGCCCGACCAGCCCGGCCUACUCGCCCUCCUCCCCGCGCUACAGCCCCUCCUACAGCCCCACCUCGCCCGCCUACUCGCCCACCAGCCCCGGCUACAGCCCAACAUCCCCCUCCUACUCCCCCACCUCUCCAUCCUACUCACCCUCAGCCCCGUCCUACUCGCCUGCGCCCCCCACCUACUCUCCUUCCCCCGCCUAUUCGCCCACCUCCCCUUCCUAUUCCCCCACAUCCCCCUCCUACUCCCCCACCUCGCCCUCCUAUUCCCCCACCUCCCCCUCCUACUCUCCUACAACCGCCACUCCCUCUGCCGCCACUCCCUCUGGAGGUGCCUCCACCGCCCCCAACUACUCGCCUACGAGCCCUGCAUACACGCCAAGCGGCUCUGCCUACAGCCCCACGUCUCCCCAGUUCACCCCCACCAGCGGCACUCCCUCGAGUGCCCCACAGACAUCGCCAGGGGCAGGCAGCACUGCCGCCACUCCCAAGGAGGAGAGUUAG
Closterium sp. Naga37s-1 is the source of this 5676-nucleotide messenger RNA. Lineage: Eukaryota; Viridiplantae; Streptophyta; Zygnematophyceae; Desmidiales; Closteriaceae. The record is from the annotation of a GenBank genome assembly.